UCUCACGCUUUCCAUCACCCCAUCCCAUUCUCCUGCUUUCCAUCACCCCGCCCCAUUCUCCCUCUUUCCUUUCUCCCGCCCCAUUCUCCCGCUUUCCAUGACCCUGCCCCAUUCUCCCGCUUUCCAUCACACCGCUCCAUUCUCCCGCUUUUCAUCACCCCGCCCAAUUCUCCCUCUUUUCAUCACCCCUCCCCAUUCUCCCUCCUUCCAUCACCUCGCCCCAUUCUCCCGCUUUCUAUCACCCCACCCCAUUCUCCCUCUUUCCAUCACCCCGCCCCAUUCUCCCAAUUUCCAUCACCCCGCCCCAUUCUCCCGCUUUCCAUCACCCCGCCCCAUUCUCCCUCUUUCCAUCAGCCCGCCCCAUUCUCCCUCUUUCCAUCACCCCGCCCCAUUCUCCCGCUUUCCAUCACCCCGCCCCAUUCUCCCUUUUUCCAUCACCCCGCCCCAUUCUCCCUCUUUCCAUCACCCUGCCCCAUUCUCCCUCUAUCCAUCACCCCGCCCAAUUCUCCCGCUUUCCAUCACCCCGCCCCAUUCUCCCUCUAUCCAUCACCCGACCCAAUUCUUCUCUUUCGACCACCCCGCCCCAUUCUCCCGCUUUCCAUCACCCCGCCAAAUUCUCCCACUUUCCAUCACUCCGCUCCAUUCUCCCGCUUUCCAUCACCCCGCCCAAUUCUCCCUCUUCCCAGUACCCCUCCCCAUUCUCCCGCUUUCCAUCACCCCGCCCCAUUCUCCCGCUUUCCAUCACCCCUACCCAUUCUCCCUCUUUCCAUCACCCCGCCCCAUUCUCCCACUUUCCAUCACCCCGCCCCAUUCUCCCGACUUCCAUCACCCCUCCCCAUUGUCCCACUUUCCAUCACCCCGCCCCAUUCUCCCGAUUUCCAUCACCCCUCCCCAUUCUCCCGCUUUCCAUCACCCCGCCCCAUUCUCCCGCUAUCCAUCACCCCGCCCCAUUCUCCCGCUUUCCAUCACCCCGCCCCAUUCCCGCUUUCCAUCACCCCGCCCCAUUCUCCCGCUUUCUAUCACCCCGCCCCAUUCUCCCGCUUUCCAUCACCCCGCCCCAUUCUCCCGUUUUCCAUCACCCCGCCCCAUUCUCCCUCUUUUCAUCAACCCGCCCCAUUCUCCCUCUUUCUAUCACCCCACCCCAUUCUCCUUCUUUCCAUCGCCCCAUCCCAUUCUUCCACUUUUCAUCACUCCGCCCCAUUCUCCCUCUUUCCAUCACCCCGCCCCAUUCCCCCUCUUUCCAUCAGCCUGCCCCAUUCUCCCUCUCUCCAUCACCCCGCCCUAUUCUCCCUAUUUCUAUCACCCCGCCCAAUUCUCCCGCUUUCCAUCACCCCGCCCUAUUCUCCCGCUAUCCAUCACCCCGCCCCAUUCUCCCGCUUUCCAUCACCCCGCCCCAUUCCCGCUUUCAAUCACCCCGCCCCAUUCUCCCGCUUUCCAUCACCCUGCCCCAUUCUCCCGCUUUCCAUCACCCCGCCCCAUUCUCCCGCUUUCCAUCACCCCGCCCCAUUCUCCCUCCUUCCAUCACCCCGCCCCAUUCUCCCGCUUUCCAUCAGCCCACCCCAUUCACCCGCUUUCCAUCACACUGCCCCAUUCUCCCGCUUUCCAUCAGCCCGCCCCAUUCUCCCGCUUUCCAUCACCCCGCCCCAUUGUCCCUCUUUCCAUCACCCCGCCCCAUUCUCCCUCUUUCCAUCACCCUGCCCCAUUCUCCCUCUUUCCAUCGCCCCACCCCAUUCUCCCGCUUUCAAUCACCCCGCCCCAUUCUGCCGCUUUCCAUCACCCCCCCCCAUUCUCCCGCUUUCCAUCACCCCGCCCCAUUCUCCCGCUUUCCAUCAACCCGCCCCAUUCUCCCUCUUUCCAUCACCCCGCCCUAAUCUCCCUCUUUCCAUCACCCCGACCCAUUCUCCCACUUUCCAUCACCCCGCCCCAUUCUCCCUCUUUCCAUCAGCCCGCCCAAGUCUCACGCUUUCCAUCACCCCAUCCCAUUCUCCUGCUUUCCAUCACCCCGCCCCUUUCUCCCUCUUUCCUUUCUCCCGCCCCAUUCUCCCGCUUUCCAUGACCCUGCCCCAUUCUCCCGCUUUCCAUCACACCGCUCCAUUCUCCCGCUUUUCAUCACCCCGCCCAAUUCUCCCUCUUUUCAUCACCCCUCCCCAUUCUCCCUCUUUCCAUCACCUCGCCCCAUUCUCCCGCUUUCUAUCACCCCACCCCAUUCUCCCUCUUUCCAUCACCCCGCCCCAUUCUCCCGCUUUCCAUCACCCCGCCCCAUUCUCCCGCUUUCCAUCACCCCGCCCCAUUCUCCCUCUUUCCAUCAGCCCACCCCAUUCUCCCUCUUUCCAUCACCCCGCCCCAUUCUCCCGCUUUCCAUCACCCCGCCCCAUUCUCCCUUUUUCCAUCAACCCGCCCCAUUCUCCCUCUUUCCAUCACCCUGCCCCAUUCUCCCUCUAUCCAUCACCCCGCCCAAUUCUCCCGCUUUCCAUCACCCCGCCCCAUUCUCCCUCUAUCCAUCACCCGACCCAAUUCUUCUCUUUCCAUCACCCCGCCCCAUUCUCCCGCUUUCCAUCACCCCGCCAAAUUCUCCCACUUUCCAUCACCCCGCUCCAUUCUCCCGCUUUCCAUCACCCCGCCCAAUUCUCCCUCUUCCCAUUACCCCUCCCCAUUCUCCCGCUUUACAUCACCCCGCCCCAUUCUCCCGCUUUCCAUCACCCCGCCCCAUUCUCCCUCUUUCCAUCACCCCGCCCCAUUCUCCCGCUUUCCAUCACCCUGCCCCAUUCUCCCUCUUUCCAUCACCCCGCUCCAUUCUCCUGCUUUCCAUCACCCCCCCCCAUUCUCCCGCUUUCCAUCACCCCGCUCCAUUCUCCCGCUUUCCAUCACCCGCCCCAUUCUCCCGCUUUCCAUCACCCCGCCCCAUUCUCCCUCUUUCCAUCACCCCGCCCCAUUCUCCCUCUUUCCAUCACCGCUCCCCGUUCUCCCGCUUUCCAUCACCCCGCCCUAUUCUCCGUCUUUCCAUCACCCCGCUCCAUUCUCCCGCUUUCCAUCACCCCGCCCAAUUCUCCCUCUUCCCAUUACCCCUCCCAAUUCUCCCUCUUUCCAUCACCCCGCCCCAUUCUCCCGCUUUCCAUCACCCCGCCCCAUUCUCCCGCUUUCCAUCACCCCGCCCCAUUCUCCCUCUUUCCAUCACCCUGCCCCAUUCUCCCUCUAUCCAUCACCCCGCCCAAUUCUCCCGCUUUCCAUCACCCCGCCCCAUUCUCCCUCUAUCCAUCACCCCACCCAAUUCUUCUCUUUCCAUCACCCCGCCCCAUUCUCCCGCUUUCCAUCACCCCGCCAAAUUCUCCCACUUUCCAUCACCCCGCUCCAUUCUCCCGCUUUCCAUCACCCCGCCCAAUUCUCCCUCUUCCCAUUACCCCUCCCCAUUCUCCCUCUUUCCAUCACCCCGCCCCAUUCUCCCGCUUUCCAUCACCCCGCCCCAUUCUCCCUCUUUCCAUCACCCCGCCCCAUUCUCCCGCUUUCCAUCACCCUGCCCCAUUCUCCCUCUUUCCAUCACCCCGCUCCAUUCUCCUGCUUUCCAUCACCCUGUCCCAUUCUCCCGCUUUCCAUCACCCCGCUCCAUUGUCCCGCUUUCCAUCACCCGCCCCAUUCUCCCGCUUUCCAUCACCCCGCCCCAUUCUCCCUCUUUCCAUCACCCCGCCCCAUUCUCCCUCUUUCCAUCACCCCUCCCCGUUCUCCCGCUUUCCAUCACCCCGCCCUAUUCUCCGUCUUCCCAUCACCCCGCCCCAGUCUCCCACUUUCAAUCACCCCGCCCGAUUCUCCCGCUUUCCAUCACCCCGCCCCAUUCUCCCCCUUUCCAUCACCCCGCCCCAUUCUCCCACUUUCCAUCACCCCGCCCCAUUCUCCCGAUUUCCAUCACCCCUCCCCAUUGUCCCACUUUCCAUCACCCCGCCCCAUUCUCCCUCUUUGCAUCAGCCGCCCCAUUCUCCCUCUUUCCAUCACCCCGCCCCAUUCUCCCGCUUUCCAUCACCCCGCCCCAUUCUCCCGCUUUCCAUCACCCCGCCCCAUUCUCCCGCUUUCCAUCACCCCGCUCCAUUCUCCCGCUUUCCAUCACCCCGCCCAAUUCUCGCUCUUCCCAUUACCCCUCCCCAUUCUCCCUCUUUCCAUCAACCCGCCCCAUUCUCCCGCUUUCCAUCACCCCGCCCCAUUCUCCCUCUUUCCAUCACCCCGCCCCAUUCUCCCGCUUUCCAUCACCCCGCCCCAUUCUCCCUCUUUCCAUCACCCCGCCCCAUUCUCCCUCUUUCCAUCACCCCGCCCCAUUCUCCCGCCUUCCAUCACCCCGCCCCAUUCUCCCUCUUCCAUCACCCCGCUCCAUUCUUCCGCUUUCCAUCACCCCGCCCCAUUCUUCCGCUUUCCAUCACCCCGCUCCAUUCUCCCGAUUCUCCCUCUUUCCAUCACCCCGCCCCGUUCUCCUGCUUUCCAUCACCACGCCCCAUUCUCCCUCUUUCGAUCACCUCGCCCCAUUCUCCCUCCUUCCAUCACCCCGUCCCAUUCUCCCGCUUUCCAUCACCCCGCUCCAUUCUCCCGCUUUCCAUCACCCCGCCCAAUUCUCUCUCUUUCUAUCACCGCUCCCUAUUCUCCCUCUUUCCAUCACCCCGCCCCAUUCUCCCGCUUUCCAUCAGCCCGCCCCAUUCUCCCGCUUUCCAUCACCCUGCCCCAUUCUCCCGCUUUCCAUCAUCCUGCCCCAUUCUCUCGCUUUCCAUCACCCCGCCCAAUUCUCCCUCUUUCCGUCACCCCGCCCCGUUCUCCCGCUUUCCAUCACCCCGCCCCGUUCUCCCGCUUUCCAUCACCCCGCCCCAUUCUCCCCCUUUCCAUCACCUUGCCACAUUCUCCCGCUUUCCAUCACCCCGCCCCAUUCUCCCUCUUUCCAUCACCCCGCCCCGUUCUCCCACUUUCCAUCACCCCGCCCCGUUCUCCCGCUUUCCAUCACCCCGCCCCAUUCUCCCCCUUUCCAUCACCCGGCCCCAUUCUCCCCCUUUCCAUCACCCCGCCCCAUUCUCCCUCUUUCCAUCAGCCCGCCCCAUUCUCCCUCUUUCCAUCACCCCACCCCAUUCUCCCGCUUUUUAUCACCCGCCCCAUUCUCCCGCUUUCCAUCACCCCGCCCCAUUCUCCCUCUUUCCAUCACCCUGCCCCAUUCUCCCUCUAUCCAUCACCCCGCCCAAUUCUCCCGCUUUCCAUCACCCCCCCCAUUCUCCCGCUUUCCAUCACCACGCCCAAUUCUCUCGCUUUCCAUCACCCCGCCCCAUUCUCCCGCUUUCCAUCACCCCGCCCCAUUCUCCCUCCUUCCAUCACCCCGCCCCGUUCUCCCUCCUUCCAUCACCCCGCCCCAUUCUCCCGCUUUCCAUCACCCCGCCCCAUUCUCCCGCUUUCCAUAACCCCACCCCCUUCUCCCGCUUUCCAUCACACCGCCACAUUCUCACGCUUUCUAUCACCCCGCCCCAUUCUCACUCCUUCCAUCACCCCGCCCCAUUCUCCCGCUUUCCAUCACCCCGCCCCAUUCUCCCGAUUUCCAUCACCCCACCCCAUUCUCCCGCUUUCCAUCACCCCGCCCCAUUCUCCCGCUUUCCAUCACCCCGCCCCAUUCUCCCUCCUUCGAUCACCCCGCCCCAUUCUCCCGCUUUCCAUCACUUCGCCCCAUUCUCCCUCCUUCCAUCACCCCGCCCCAUUCUCCCUCCUUCCAUCACCCCGCCCCAUUCUCCCGCUUCCCAUCACCCCGCCCCAUUCUCCUGCUUUCCAUCACCACGCCACAUUUUCCCACUUUCCAUCACCCCGCCCCCUUCUCUCUCCUUCCAUCACCCCGCCCCAUUCUCCCGCUUUCCAUCAGCCCGCCCCAUUCUCCCGCUUUCCAUCACCCCUCCCCUUUCUCCCGCUUUCCAUCUCCCCGCCCCAUUCUCCCGCUUUCCAUCACCCCGCACCAUUCUCCCGCUUUCCAUCACCCCGCCCCAUUCUUCCGCUUCCCAUCAUCCCGCCCCAUUCCCCCGCUUUCCAUCACCCCUCCCCAUUCUUCCUCCUUCCAUCACCCCGCCCCAUUCUCUCGCUUUCCAUCACCCCGCCCCAUUCUCCCGCUUUCCAUCACCCCGCCCCAUUCUCCCGCUUUCCAUCACCCCGCCCCAUUCUUCCUCCUUCCAUCACCCCGCCCCAUUGUCCCGCUUUCCAUCACCCCGCCCCAUUCUCCCUCCUUCCAUCACCCCGCCCCAUUCUCCCUCAGUCCAUCACCCCGCUCCAUUCUCCCGCUUUCCAUCACCCCGCCCUAUUCUCCCGCUUCCCAUAACCCCACCCCAUUCUCCCGCUUUCCAUCACCCCGCCACAUUUUCCCACUUUCCAUCUCCCCGCCCCCUUCUUUCUCCUUCCACCACCCCGCCCCAUUCUCCCUCCUUCCAUCACCCCGCCCCAUUCUCCCACUUUCCAUCAGCCCGCCCCAUUCUCCCUCUAUCCAUCACCCCGCCCAAUUCUCCCACUUUCCAUCACCCCAUCCCAUUCUCCCGUUUUCCAUCACCCCGCCCCAUUCUCUCGCUUUCCAUCACCCCGCCUUUUUCUCCCGCGUUCCAUCACCCCUCCCCAUUCUCCCGAUUUCCAUCACCCCGCCCCAUUCUCCGCUUUCCAUCACCCCGCCCCAUUCUCCCGAUUUCCAUCACCCCGCCCCAUUCUCCCGCUUUCCAUCACCCCACCCCAUUCUCACUCUUUCCAUCACCCCUCCCCAUUCUCCCUCUUUCGAUCACCCCGCCCCAUUCUCCUGCUUUCUAUCACCCCGCCCCAUUCUCCCUCUUUCCAUCACCCUGCCCCAUUCUCCCGCCUUCCAUCACCCCGCCCCAUUCUCCAUCUUUCCAUCACCCGGCCCCAUUCUCCCUCUUUCCAUCACCCCGCCCCAUUCUCCCGCUUUCCAUCACCCCGUUCCAUUUUCCCGAUUUCCAUCACCCCGCCCCAUUCUCCCGCUUUCCAUCACCCCACCCCAUUCUCCCGCUUUCCAUCACCCCGCCCCAUUCUCCCGCUUUCCAUCACCCAGCCCCAUUCUCCCGCUUUCCAUCACCCCGCCCCAUUCUCCCGCUUUCCAUCACCCCGCCCCAUUCUCCCUCUUUCCAUCACCCCGCCCCAUUCUCCCGCAUUCCUUCACCCCGCCCCAUUUUCCCUCGUUCCAUCACCCCGCUCCAUUCUCCCGCUUUCCAUCACCCCGCCCAAUUCUCCCUCUUUCCAUCACCCCUCCCCAUUCUCCCUCUUUCCAUCACCCUGCCCCAUUCUCUCGCUUUCCAUCACCACGCCCCAUUCUCCCUCUUUCCACCUCCCCGCCCCAUUCUCGCUCUUUCCAUCACCCCGCCCCAUUCUCCCGCUUUCCAUCACCCCGCCCCAUUCUCCCUCUUUCCAUCAGCCCGCCCCAUUCUCCCGCUUUCCAUCAACCCGCCCCAUUCUCCCUCUUUCCAUCACCCCGCUCCAUUCUCCCGGUUUCCAUCACCCCGCCCCAUUCUCCCGCUUUCCACCACCCCGCUCCAUUCUCCCGCUUUCCAUCACCACGCCCCAUUUUCCCUCUUUCCAUCACCCCGCCCUAUUCUCCCGCUUUCCAUCACCUCGCCCCAUUCUCCCGCUUUCUAUCACCCCUCUCCAUUCUCCCUCUUUCCAUCACCCCGCCCCAUUCUCCCGCUUUCCAUCACCCCGCCCCAUUCUCCCUCUUUCCAUCACCCCGCCCCAUUCUCCCUCUUUCCAUCACCCCGCCCCAUUUUCCCGCUUUCCAUCACCCCGCCCCAUUCUCCCUCUUUCUAUCACCCCGCCCCAUUCUCCCGCUUUCCAUCACCCCGCCCCAUUUUCCCGCUUUCCAUCACCCUGCUCCAUUCUCCCGCUUUCCAUCACCCCGCCCAAUUCUCCCUCUUUCCAUCAUCCCUCCCCAUUCUCCCUCUUUCCAUCAACCCGCCCCAUUCUCCCUCUUUCCAUCACCCCGCCCCAUUCUCCCGCUUUCCAUCCACCGCCCCAUUCUCCCGCUUUCCAUCAUCCCGCCCCAUUCUCCCUCUAUCCAUCACCCCGCCCCAUUCUCACGCCUUCCAUCACCCCGCCCCAUUCUCCCGCUUUCCAUCACCCCGCCCCAUUCUCCCGCUUUCCAUCACCCCACCCCAUUCUCUCGAUUUGCAUCACCCCGCCCCAUUCUUCCGCCUUCCAUCACCCCGCCCCAUUCUCCCUCUUUCCAUCACCCCGCCCCAUUCUCCCGCUUUCCAUCACCCUGCCCCAUUCUCCCUCUUUCUAUCACCCCGCCCCAUUCUCCCGCUUUCCAUCACCCCGCCCGCUUUCCAUCACCCCGCUCCAUUAUCCCGAUUUCCAUCACCCCGCCAAUUCUCCCUCUUUCCAUCACCCCUCCCCAUUCUCCCUCUUUCCAUCAAACCGCCCCAUUCUCCCGCUUUCCAUCACCCCGGCCCAUUCUCCCUCUUUCCAUCACCCCGCCCCAUUCUCUCGCUUUCCAUCACCCCGCCCUAUUCUCCCUCAUUCCAUCACCCCGCCCCAUUCUCCCGCUUUCCAUCACCCGCCCCAUUCUCCCGCUUUCCAUCACCCCGCCCCAUUCUCCCUCUUUCCAUCACCCCGCCCCAUUCUCCCGCCUUCCAUCACCCCGCCCCAUUCUCCUGCUUUCCAUCACCCCGCCCCGUUCUCCCGCUUUCCAUCACCCCACCCCAUUCUCCCGAUUUGCAUCACCCCGCCCCAUUCUCCCUCUUUCCAUCACCCCACCCCAUUCUCCCGCUUUCCAUCACCCCGCCCCAUUCUCCCUCUUUCCAUCACCCCGCCCCAUUCUCCCUCUUUCGAUCAGCCCGCCCCAUUCUUCCGCUUUCCAUCACCCCGCCCCAUUCUCCCUCUUUCCAUAACCCCGCCCCAUACUCCCGCUUUCCAUCACCCCGCCCCAUUCUCCCUCUUUCCAUAACCCCGCCCCGUUCUCCCGCUUUCCAUCACCCCGCCCCAAUCUCCCUCAUUCCAUAA
Molecule: messenger RNA, 8988 nt
Organism: Closterium sp. NIES-65
Lineage: Eukaryota; Viridiplantae; Streptophyta; Zygnematophyceae; Desmidiales; Closteriaceae
Source: the annotation of a GenBank genome assembly